Peromyscus eremicus (cactus mouse) is the source of this 4710-nucleotide messenger RNA. It is a transcript of the gene Asph, whose product is annotated as aspartate beta-hydroxylase. Gene Ontology annotation, cellular component: membrane; endoplasmic reticulum. The record is from RefSeq and is a predicted model, not a curated record. The coding region runs from base 222 to 2450 and encodes 742 amino acids. Gene Ontology annotation, molecular function: protein binding; peptidyl-aspartic acid 3-dioxygenase activity. The transcript is spliced from 24 exons. Gene Ontology annotation, biological process: peptidyl-aspartic acid hydroxylation. NCBI's taxonomy places the organism in Eukaryota, Metazoa, Chordata, Mammalia, Rodentia, Cricetidae.
GGCGGGGCCGAGGCCGGGGUAGUUGUGCGCUCUUGUCCACCAGGGAGUCGCAAGCUGGGCGCACGCGAUUCUUGCCGUGCAGCCACACGCUGGUGCAAGUCUUCCGAGGCGCGGCGAGCGCGGUGAAGGCUGAGGCGUUGCUGCAGGAGUCGCGGAUCCCCCGUGUCCCUAGCGCACUCAGCAAGGCCCCCGUCCUCUGCAGUCCCCUCGAGAAGCUCGCAAUGGCCCCGCGCAAGAACGCCAAGGGCGGCGGCGGCCACAGCAGCAGCAGCAGCGGCAGCGGCUCGGGCAGCGGUAGCCCGAGCACGGGGAGCAGCGGGAGCAGCAGCAGCCCCGGGGCUCGGAGAGAAGCAAAGCAUGGAGGACACAGGAAUGGGCGGAGAGGAGGAAUUUCUGGAGGCUCCUUCUUCACAUGGUUCAUGGUCAUUGCCUUGCUGGGUGUCUGGACGUCUGUGGCCGUCGUGUGGUUUGACCUGGUGGACUAUGAGGAAGUUCUAGGAAAACUAGGAGUCUAUGAUGCAGACGGUGAUGGAGACUUUGAUGUGGAUGAUGCAAAAGUUUUAUUAGGACUUAAAGAAAGAUCUACUUCAGAGAAGACAUUCCCACCGGAGGAGGCCAAGGCACCGGCUGAGCUGGAGGAGCAGGCUCUCGAGGGGGCAGAAGUCCAGAAUGCUGAAGAUGAAGUAAAAGAACAAAUUCAGUCUCUUCUCCAGGAAUCAGUACACACAGAAUAUGACCCACAGCUGGAAGCAGAGGGCCCAGCAGGAGAACCACAGCCAGAGGUUGAGGACUUCCUCCUCACAGUGACUGACGGAGAUGACAGAUUUGAGGCCCUGGAACCUGGGGCGGUUCAUGAAGAAACUGAGGAUAGUUACCAUAUGGAAGAGACAGCAUCCCAGGACCAUCCAAACGAUGUGGAAGAGAUGUUGCAAGAACAAGAAAGCUCAGAUCCCAGCGAAGCAGCAAGAGAGGCAGAUGAGCCGCAGCAGGGUGCAGAGGAAGCAACACACCAAGACUAUGAUGAACCAGUAUAUGAACAUUCAGAAAACGAAGGGAUAGAGGUUUCAGAUAAUGUCAUAGACGAUUCCAGCAUAAUUUCAGAAGAAAUAAAUGUCCCCUCCAUGGAAGAACAGCAAGACACACCACCAGUUAAGAAAAAGAAGCCUAAACUUCUGAACAAAUUCGAUAAAACAGUUAAGGCUGAACUCGAUGCUGCAGAAAAGCUCCGGAAAAGGGGUAAAAUCGAGGAAGCCAUGAAUGCGUUUGAAGAACUGGUUCGCAAGUACCCUCAGAGCCCACGCGCAAGAUACGGCAAAGCACAGUGUGAAGACGACUUGGCAGAGAAGAGGAGGAGCAAUGAAGUUCUACGCAGGGCCAUCGAGACCUACCAGGAGGCCGCCAGCCUGCCCGACGCCCCCACAGACCUGGUGAAGCUGAGCUUGAAGCGACGCUCAGAAAGACAGCAGUUUCUAGGUCACAUGAGAGGUUCCCUGCUUACCCUGCAGAGGCUAGUUCAGCUGUUUCCUGGUGAUACUACAUUAAAAAACGACCUUGGCGUGGGAUACCUCUUGAUGGGAGACAAUGACAGCGCCAAGAAGGUUUAUGAAGAGGUUCUGAAUGUGACACCCAAUGAUGGCUUUGCUAAAGUGCACUACGGCUUCAUCCUGAAGGCACAGAACAAGAUAGCUGAGAGUAUCCCCUACCUAAAGGAAGGAAUCGAAUCCGGGGAUCCUGGCACAGAUGAUGGCCGGUUUUAUUUCCACUUGGGAGAUGCCAUGCAGAGGGUCGGGAACAAAGAGGCGUAUAAGUGGUAUGAGCUUGGGCACCAGAGAGGACACUUCGCCUCUGUCUGGCAGCGUUCCCUCUACAAUGUGAAUGGCCUAAAGGCUCAGCCGUGGUGGACGCCCAGGGAGACUGGCUACACGGAACUGGUGAAGUCUUUAGAGAGAAACUGGAAGUUAAUCCGUGAUGAAGGCCUCAUGGUGAUGGAUAAAGCCAAGGGUCUCUUCCUGCCUGAGGAUGAAAACCUUCGGGAGAAGGGGGACUGGAGCCAGUUCACACUGUGGCAGCAAGGAAGGAAAAAUGAGAAUGCCUGUAAAGGAGCCCCUAAGACCUGUGCUUUACUAGAAAAGUUCUCCGAGACAACAGGAUGCAGGAGAGGACAGAUCAAGUAUUCCAUCAUGCACCCUGGAACUCAUGUAUGGCCACACACAGGACCCACAAACUGCAGGCUCCGCAUGCAUCUAGGGUUGGUGAUUCCCAAGGAAGGCUGCAAGAUCCGGUGUGCCAAUGAGACCAGGACAUGGGAAGAAGGCAAGGUGCUCAUCUUUGAUGACUCUUUCGAGCAUGAGGUGUGGCAGGAUGCCUCAUCUUUCCGGCUGAUCUUCAUCGUGGACGUGUGGCACCCCGAGCUCACCCCUCAACAGAGACGCAGCCUUCCUGCAAUUUAGAAGGAAUUGACAUGGCCUUGGAUGCUCUUCAGGGAGGCUGCCUUUUCACUUCUGGAGUGUGGACGUAGACGUUCCAGUGCUGAGACUCUUCAUCCCUUUGCCUUGCAGCUAAAGACCUCUAGGGUUCCUUCUGGAUUGGAAAUCCCUGGAAGGAGUAUUCGCCAUACUGAAAUUCAUUUAGGAGGCCCCUGGCUUCACGUUAUUCUUGACAGUACAGAACUUCUGCCUGGACUGAAGGGGAACGCUUGGCUGUAUCUACAUUGCUAGCCAGAGAUAUUUUUCUACACAGAACCGUGUCUACCUCAGUGUACACUGAGGAUAUACUAUAUGUAGGAACUGUGAAUGAAUCACGUUAUUUUGUAAUUUUCCUAUGCAGUUAUAUUUUUCUAGGUAGCUACACUAUUCUGUCACCAUGUUUUUGUUGACAAGAAGUAUAAAUGCUUUACUUCUGACUGUUAAAUAGUAUUUUCCUGCUAAAUUAAGACAUAUUCCUUUUAGAAAAAAAACAAAAACAAAAAACCACUUGUGAAGAAGGCAACUUUAUUUUCCUAACACAAAUGGGAAGUUACUCCAGGAUGUAUAAACUGUGCCAACCCUUGCCCUUGGGUCUACCUGGGUAUCUUCAUUUAGACUCAGUGUCUUCCCCUUUCCCUGUGCUAAUAAUGGAAAUGAUAGCAUGUUCUUAUUUCUAGGAGCAACACUUUUUUUUUUUACACUGAGCAAAGCCUGGAAACAUUUCAUGUUGUAAUAAGAAUAUACCACAGAUACGGGGCUCAGAGAGAAGUAACAUGGAAGUGAAAGUUCCCACUCAGGGUCAGGUGGCCAGGUAGCCUGGGCUCUUUGCCUUCUGUACACAGGGCCUGGAACCUGCAGUGUCUGCCUGCUGUCCAUCCACUUGAGUGCCAAGAAGAUGGCUGCUUGGUUUCUGAGAGUCUCCUCACAGUUUUAUCAAUGGAGGAAGAGUAGCAUAGGAAGUCCCGAGGAAUGCUUGCAUUCUUCCCUGGGUGUAGGUGGUCCAGCUUGUUUGAUUCUGAAUUUGCAGACUUUUCCAUCUUCUGCACUCAAAAAACAUCUGCCAUUGAAUCGUUACUUUAAAAUAGUGUUUCCAUGUGUGUUUGAUCUGAGUACUACCCAUGGCAUAGGAAGAGCAGUAAAUAGCGUUUCCAUGUGUGUUUGAUCUGAGUACAACCCAUGGCAUAGGAAGAGCAGUAAAUAGCGUUCCCAUGUGUGUUUGAUCUGAGUACUACCCAUGGCAUAGGAAGAGCAGUAAAUAGCAUUUCCAUGUGUGUUUGAUCUGAGUACAACCCAUGGCAUAGGAAGACUAGUAAAUAGUGUUCCCAUGUGUGUUUGAUCUGAGUACUACCUAUAGCAUAGGAAGAGCAAUAGAAAAUCAUCUUGCUCCUCAUUCCAAAGACGGUCAGUUCAUUAGUGAAGCAUCACUGCAUUUGAUUUUCUAUUUUGAAUAAAGCUAAUUCAAGCCCUGCAAUAUAAUGACAAUCAUGCACUGAUCUCCAAGCCAGUUGAACAACAAUGCUGCAGGAAUGACACAGAUUCCAGCCGCACAGGCAGAUAAAACAUAGAUGCACUCUUUUCCUCUAGUGUCAAAAGAAGCAGCUUUCUGGACCUCAUUGAAAGAGAAAUUCUUUGACAUUGAAAUUGAUCCUUUUUCUUUUAGCUUAAGGAUAUUAGCUUUUAGUAGAAAGUUUACAAAAUAUGUGUCCAUUCUUAAAAUAGGUACUUUUUCCUUCUUUUGCCAGUGUUCAAAAAUUCCUCUAAAACAGAUAGCAAAGGCAUGGGAGCAAAAUAUCAAAUCAUUACCAAAUUCCAGAAAAGAAAACAAACUCUUAGAAAACAAAAAGGUAUUUGUGGUCUUCAGUAUUUAUUAAACGGCAGAACUUACUGGCAAAAGGCAAUACAAUCCAGUGUUCAUGGAGUAACAUUUGGACACCUAUUGGAUUUAGUUCUCCUACAUAUUACAUACACAUAACGAAAUGCAAACCAUAUGUUCUCCUUGUUAAACCAUCACCUUACAUUCAUGUAAUAAAAUGGUGGAAAUGAGAGAAAAUUAGCGUUUGAUAGUAAAUAUAACAUGGUUUUUAAAAUAUGGUCAUUACAGUAGGAUUCUAAAUAUUGCCGUGUGAAAAGCCAGAAGAACCAUUACUGUUACAUGAGUUGGCAGCUGCUGAGUCCAACAGCAUUUUGAGUACUUGGAUCCCACAUUUGUUUUAUAAACCCAAGCAAUAAAAGAUUUUCUAAUUGA